AUGGAGUCUCCUGUUCCAGGACCUCUGAACUUCAGCAGCCUCCCCGCUAGCUCAAGUUCUCCCCAGAUCACUAUUUCCCCGAUCGACUUUACGUCGUUCACCACGGAUCACUUCCAGCAAUCAUGGCUUCCCACGCCCCCGCCUCCACAGCCCUUGGCUUCCAGUUUGAACAACAGCAACAACAGCAACAACAGCAACAACAACAGUGCGCUAGAGGACUUCGUACUCUACCCCAACCCACCCGCCUCUCGUCCGCAGCCUCGACCCAGAGACUUGCGUGCGCCAGCACCCUCGAGUACUGCCCCUAGACCGUCCGCGCUUCAGCCCUUUUUGGCGCAGAACAAUCCUCGACGACACUCCUUCAGCCUGCAGUUGCAACGCCAUCUCCAGCAGCAGUUCUCUGGCUCUUCUCAGGACCCCAGAGUGACCAAGCUUACCCGGUCUCCUUCCUACUGGUCUCAUCCAAAUCAUACGCGCUCCCCACUGCCACACGCAGCGUCGGUGCCUAUCAAUUCGCCCCACCGCCUUACUAUUCCCCAGUUCAACGCAUUUGAGAAAAGAAAGCAAAAUAUGUUGGCCUACCGCCGCAACAUGUCGACUCCCAAUUUCCAAGGUAUUUUGGCCUCCCCUCGCAUAGUCCAUCCCGACGACGCCGCUCACACAGCCCAUCCAGACAACGACGCCGACCUGUUUGGUCUCCCCUCUGCUGGUCUCACCACCGGUAUGGGCUCUCCUAUCGACCUCGGCCAGCUACCGCUCGGCUCUGAGGUUGAUGGUGCAUUCUCUCCGGUCGCUCCUGCUGGCACCAUCUCGCCAAAAGACCUGAUGUUUGACGCUUCAGUGCCCCCGUCCGGCACUUUCACCGACCUGAGCACUCCUCCCUAUGACUCGCCUGCCACAUUCAGCCAAAAUCCGUCCCCGCUCUUCACUGACGUGGACUAUAUGGGCCAGGAGGUCUGGUCGCCUCUUUUCCAUGAUGCGUCUACCUCCAACGCUUUUGAUGCUUCCUUUGAUGUCACUGCUGCCCUCGCAGAGACCCAGCAGCCUCAAAAGAAGCAGGAGAUGUCACAGCCGGCCAUGCCACUGUCUCCUGUUUCCCGACGGGCCGCUGCUGCCAAGUCCUCGCCAAUCUCCGCCACUGGCAGCGCGAAGCCUUCCAGUGUUGCAGGUAUCUCUCGCAACCGCAAGGAGCUCUCGCCUGUCGAGUUCGACCCCAGUGACCCCGUCGCUGCCAAGCGUGCUCGCAACACUGAGGCAGCCCGGAAGUCCCGUGCCAAGAAACUUGAGCGCCAGGCCAACGCUGAGCAGCGCAUUGCUGAGUUGAUGAGGCAGCUGGCCGAACGCGACGAGCGCAUUGCCAAUCUGGAGGCUCAGCUUGAAGCUCAGCAGAAUUUCCAGUGA
Molecule: messenger RNA, 1401 nt
Organism: Penicillium macrosclerotiorum
Lineage: Eukaryota; Fungi; Ascomycota; Eurotiomycetes; Eurotiales; Aspergillaceae
Gene: cpcA
Product: amino acid starvation-responsive transcription factor GCN4
Exons: 2
Coding region: 1-1401 (466 amino acids)
Biological process (GO): regulation of DNA-templated transcription
Molecular function (GO): DNA-binding transcription factor activity
Source: RefSeq, a predicted model, not a curated record